Messenger RNA from Aspergillus homomorphus CBS 101889, 2893 nucleotides. RefSeq names its product putative glycerol-3-phosphate acyltransferase Sct1. The coding region runs from base 377 to 2524 and encodes 715 amino acids. Gene Ontology annotation, cellular component: endoplasmic reticulum membrane. The record is from RefSeq and is a predicted model, not a curated record. Lineage: Eukaryota; Fungi; Ascomycota; Eurotiomycetes; Eurotiales; Aspergillaceae. The transcript has a single exon. Gene Ontology annotation, biological process: phospholipid biosynthetic process. Gene Ontology annotation, molecular function: glycerol-3-phosphate O-acyltransferase activity; glycerone-phosphate O-acyltransferase activity.
CGCUGCAUCUCCAGCUGCAUUCUCAACCAACGACGGGUCCACUACCUGCAUACUGUCUUGGGCGGCAUAGAGUCGACGCCAGUGGGAGAAGCUGUCCCGACUACUGCUUUACCCGUCCAGUGUGCCCUGCUACAACUGGCAACGCGCGCACGCGCUCCUGCCCCCAAAGGAAAACCCGCCGUAAACGUCACCUCCCGUCACAACUCUCCGGCUGAUAAAGCGUUCCAACCCCGCGGUCAUGACUUGAGGGAUACAGAAACGAGGCACACCCCGCGGGAAUCUUUGAAUGAUAUUUACUUUUUCUCCCCCCUCUUCUUCUUUUUUCUUUCUUUUUUCCCCCUAGUUUCGACAAGUUCGAUUAACACAGAACGCAGCCAUGGCUCGGAGAUAUAUGAUCCCGUGGCUGUAUGACUUGGGGGUGUGGAUUUUCACCCUCUGUCUGGAUAUCUUCUUUCGCGAGGUCUACUCUCGCGGUGCAUGGCGGAUCCCCAAGCGGGGCCCCGUAAUUAUCGUCGCGGCGCCCCAUGCGAAUCAAUUCGUGGAUUCAAUCCUGCUGAUGCGCAUCAUGAAGCACUAUGCGGGCCGUCGCAUUUCGUUCCUGAUCGCCGACAAGUCCAUGCGCGAACCUUACAUUGGGACUAUGGCUGGAUGCAUGGGUGCGCUGCCUGUCGUGCGCUCGAUGGAUCAUGUCAAGCCAGCCAAGGGUGAGAUCUACCUCCCAGACCCGGAGAACGACCCCACCCUGCUGAAGGGACGUGAUUGCGAUUUCACAAGUGACCAGUUCAUGGUGGGUGGGACCAUCAUUCUGCCCCGUGUCGGCAAGUCGAGCCCCGAGCAACAGGCAAUCGAAGAGAUCAUCGACGCGAAUACGAUUCGACUGCGCAAGCCGUUCAAGACUUUCGACAAGGACCACCCUCUCCACGAUGCUUUGCGCAAGGGAACCCCGUUCAAGAUCGCUCCCCAUAUUGAUCAGAGCAAGAUGUUCGAUGCGGUGUACCGUGAAUUGAUUGCCGGUGGCUGUAUUGGUAUCUUCCCUGAAGGUGGCAGUCACGAUCGUCCUAGCCUUCUUCCCUUGAAGGCUGGUGUGGCUAUCAUUGCGUUGGGCACACUUGCAAUGGAUCCCAACUGUGGGCUGUCUAUCAUCCCGUGUGGUAUGAACUACUUCCAUCCGAAUAAGUUCCGCUCUCGUGCAGUGGUCGAGUUCGGAAACCCCGUUCAGGUGCACCCGGACCAGAUUGAGGCCUUCAAGGCUGGUGGAAAUUCCAAGCGGAACGCGGUGGGCUCCCUUUUGGAGACAAUUACCGAGGCAUUGACUACCGUGACCCAACAAGCUCCGGACCAUGAGACCUUGAUGGUCAUCCAGGCCACCCGUCGACUGUACAAGCCGCUGAGAAUGAAGCUUCCUCUCCCCGUCGUCAUCGAGCUCAACCGACGUCUUCUCAAAGGCUAUACCCAGUUCAAAGACGAACCCAAGGUACUUCAACUCAAAAAAGCUAUCUUCGACUACAACCGGCGGCUCCGCGCUGUGGGUAUCCGCGAUCACCAAGUUGAAUGGGGCGAUGUGAAGCACCGUCCCUGGUGGCUGGUCCUGGGCACCUUGCUCUACCGUGUCGGCGAACUUCUCACGCUGGCCAUUGGCACCCUUCCCUCUGUAGCCCUCUUCUGGCCCGUCUUCGUCACCGCCAAGGUCGUCUCCGUGAAAAAGAAACGCGCCGCUCUGGCCAACUCCGUCGUGAAGCUCGAGGGCCGUGACGUCGUCGGCAGCUGGAAGAUCCUGGUCGCCAUGGGCCUGGCCCCCGCGCUCUACACCUGGUACACGGUGAUCGUGACCAUCUGGCUUCACUACUGCCGGCACGACGGGUUCUACGCCUCGGUCGUCCCGUGGUGGUUGAACGCACGGACCUACAUUCCCGACUCGAUCCCGCUUGCGCUCUUCUCCAUCUUCUUCUUCGGCCUGAUGAUCUCCGUCUCCUUCGCGGGUCUCCGCAUCGGCGAGAUCGGCAUCGACGUCCUCAAGUCGCUGCCCCCGCUCCUCGUCGCCCUCAACCCCCGCUCCGCCAGCUCGCUGGCCAAACUCCGCGCCGAGCGCCAAGCCCUCUCCGCCAAAGUCGUCGACGUGAUCGACAACUUCGCCCCCGAGAUCUUCCCGGACUUCGAGUCCGAGAAGCUGAUCGACCACGGCCACCCCGGCGACGACGCCUACCAGUCCCGCCUCAAGAGCAUGCCCCCCAGCGAGCCCGAGAGCCGCAACCGCAGCGCCAGCCGCAACGGCCGCAGCCGCUCCCGCAGCGCCGGCUUCAACCUCUACGAAACCUUCCUCAAGCCCCUCAGCAUCAAAUCCAAAGACGAUCUCGGCGAAGUCAACCGCCGCAUCCGCGAUUCGAUGCAGGAGCGCGGCCGCCAACGUGUCCGUGCCGAGUACGAUCAGGACGGAGCGGAGGAGGAUGUCGUCUCGUUGGAUGGCUCAGCCAGUGUCGGCAGUGGUGAUCUAGUCGUGGUGGAGGAGAUGAAGAAAACGAAAUGAUUUGACGAUGCUUGAGUGGCGAGGAUGGGAUACAUCAUAGGUGUUGAGGUUCCUCUAGUUUUUUUUUUGUCUCCCUUGGUAAGGAUUGGAGGCUGAUUUAGCUGAUAUGAGCAUUGUUCUAUCGGUGCAACGUACACGCAAGUCCUGUAGCGGGUCACGUUCUGGUGAAGGUGGUUGUUGUUGUCGUUGUGGAAGUGUCGAUACCCUCUCUCAUUUUUUUUUCCCUUCCCAUGACUUUAACCUUCGAUUCCUUCUUUGUUUUUCAUGUGGUUGUUGUGCAUGUUGCAUGUUAUCCUGUUGCGUUCUGCGAGUUGAUAUAUUCUGUCUUGCGGUUAGGAAAGUGAAAUGAAUGUGACAUGUAUUAUGGGC